AUGUCCGUAAAGUGUUCGGUUGAGGGUUGUCCUUGGAAGAUAACAGCUCAUGUUGUUGAAGGAAAUGAAAUAUUGCGAGUUUAUACUUACCAAGUUAAUCAUAAUCUUAUAGCUCAAGAUGAGUGUUCAUCUAAGGUGAGGGUUUCUUCAAAGAGAGGCGUUGUUGUUAUUGAAGAUGUGUUUAGAACAACUUCAGAAUACCUUCCCCGACAAAUUUGCAAGGAUUUUGAACGUGAUCAUGGAGUUCAAUUGACUUAUAACCAAGCAUGGCAUCUUAAAGAGAAGACAAAAGAGCGCUUAUAUGGAUCUUCACGUGCGUCCUAUGCGAUUUUGCCUUGGUUAUGCCAUAGGCUAAGGGAAAUUAACCUCGGAACUAUUGCCGAGUACACUUCUCAUGAAGGUCACUUCAAGCAAUUGUUCAUUGCCCAUGCAUUUUCAAUUCAAGGGUUCAUGAUGGGGUGUCGACCGGUAUUGGAUAUUGAUUCUUGCCACCUAAGUGGUCCAUACAAAGGAGCUCUUUUAUCUACCAUUGCAUAUGAUGCAGAUGAUGGAAUGUUCCCUCUAGCGUUGGGUAUGGUUGGUUUAGAAAAUUAUGAGGACUGGUAUUGGUUCUUGCAUAAAUUGAAGGGGAUCUUAGAUGGUCAAGAAGUAAUUAUUAUAUCAUAUAGACAUCAAGGGAUAUUGCGUAGUGUUUCGGAGUUGCUUGGGGUAGAAAAUCACGCCUAUUGUUAUCGACAUGUGAAAGAGAACUUUUCUAGCUUCUUCAAUAGGCAAAACAUUAGGGGAAAGAAAGGGAAAGAUUAUGCUUUGUUGCUUUUAGACAACAUUGCAUAUGCUUGGUUGGAUAUACACUACAAUGAGGUGUUCGAAAAACUUGUGCGUUUUAAUGCCGACCUAGCAAGACAAAUAAAGUUCUCAGCCCAGAAACACUAUCCUGUUACAGCUACCGAUGUUGGUCUCAUUUUUGGCCUUCUAACAGAAGGGCGAAUUCUGCAGGUGACCUCUACAUCAUCAGAGCAUCCAUUUGGGACUAUUCAGGCAUGCUAG
This is a messenger RNA of Vitis riparia (riverbank grape), 1047 nucleotides long. RefSeq lists its product as uncharacterized. The record is from RefSeq and is a predicted model, not a curated record. The transcript has 2 exons. Lineage: Eukaryota; Viridiplantae; Streptophyta; Magnoliopsida; Vitales; Vitaceae. Bases 1 to 1047 code for a protein of 348 amino acids.